Molecule: messenger RNA, 2906 nt
Organism: Trematomus bernacchii (emerald rockcod)
Lineage: Eukaryota; Metazoa; Chordata; Actinopteri; Perciformes; Nototheniidae
Product: ubinuclein-1-like
Exons: 15
Coding region: 116-2512 (798 amino acids)
Cellular component (GO): nucleus
Source: RefSeq, a predicted model, not a curated record
UGUGUUUGUGCCUAAUGGAGCCCUUUCUGCCUGGUUGAAGCCUCUUAUCAUACAUCCAUGGUUGAAACACACACACACACACACACACUCUGCCGGUGUUAUCUUAUCAGCUGUGAUGGCAGAGUCUCGGAGGGUCCAGCUCACCACGCUGUCCUGUGAAGCCCCUCUCCCCACCCAGCCGGCCCCGGUGGAGGUGAAGCCCCCCCCGGGUGUUGUUCAGGAGGAGAAGACGUGUUUGGACCCGCCUUCAGAACCCAGUUCGGUCCGCCUAGUGCUCAAACUGUUCGACCCUGAUGAGAGAAGCUUUCCGGAGUUCAGCUACACUCGGCUCCUAGACAACAAGAUAAACAACACAAAAGUCCCACUGAGAAGAUUUGAGGAGGAAGAGAAGAGAGAGAUCGACGAGGUCGCGGCUCUUUCAGGGGAGUUGGAGAAAAAAUAUGCAGACAAACCAAAGAAUAAGGACCGUAUCCAGGACCUGAUUGAUAUCGGAUACGGUUAUGAUGACGAGGAUUCCUUCAUUGACAACACGGAGCCUUACGAUGAGUUUGUGCCGGCCUCCCUCACCACUAAGUUCGGUGGAUUCUACAUAAACUCUGGUGUGCUGCACUUCCGCCAUACUGAGACUGAGGACCUCAAAGCAAGAGAGAAAACUCCUGAGUCCUCAAAAAAGCGUAAAGUCAAUGACGGACAGGAUAAGCCAAAGAAGAAGAAGCGCUGCAGAGAAGAGGCGGAGGAGACGAUCAGCUUUUUGGAUCCUAAGUCAAGCCCUUUGACUGAACUGGCAUCGGACGACAAGAUCAAGAAGAAAAAGAAGAAAAAGGUUUGCUUCACGUUGAGCGUCACUAGCUUGUUGAAGAAGUUUCAAAGAGAGAAGGAGAAGGAACGACAGAAAAUGGAUAAAGUAAAACCAAGGAGGUCUGCGAUCACAAUGUUCCCGGCAGAUGCAGGCGGGGGGGGAGGUUUGGGACUGACAGACCCCCUCCUCAGUUUAAUCGGGUCAACCAAUGAGCACACUCUCAUCCAGGCAGUCAACGCAAUGGAUUUUGACAUUGAUCUAGACUCUUUAUUAGAUGUUAGUGAAGCUGCUUCGUCCACGAAAAUGGCGCCUCCACCUUCAACAGAAACGCAGCUUUUCAGUCCUAAAGCAGAUAAUCUGACCCAGUCUGAGGCUCGCCCUCAGGUCCUUCCUCCAAUGACGGGGACCAACGUGCAGCUGAAGCCUCAGUUAGAGCAGAUCCAGCUCCCGACACACACCAGUUCUACAUUACCUCAGUGUGUCCCGCUGCCGGAGGGACUUCCCCACCGACUGGAGGACAGCAUUAGGAAACUCACGGUGGUUGCCAAGACCUCCGAGGGAGAGUCUAAACUAAAGUUCUUCACUCCAGAAAUCAACUCCAUGCUGCUAGAUAUUGAGUUGCAGUGUCGGGAACAGGGGGUCCAGCUGCGCUCCAAGGUCUACACACACCUGUCGUCCUUCCUGCCCUGCAGCAGAGACACACUCCUCAAACGUGUGAAGAAACUGUUCCUCGCACACACGGAGGAAUGCUCUGAUGUGGAAAACCGCAUGCAGAAACUGAAGGAGGCCGUCUGCAGAGCCAUGCCCGAGCAGAUUGCAAGUUUCAAUGAAAACUGUCAAGUAUAUGAACAAGCCAGGACUUCAAAGGCAGCGGAGGAGAAAGAAAGCAAACAGAAGGAGAAUGUGGGUCCAGAGGACAACAUGGAGGAGAAAGGCGGGAAGAGAGGAGCUCCAAAGAAGCUGUUCAAAUGGAACGAAGAGAUCAGGGAGUGCCUGUGUCACGUGUUAACCGUGAACAUGGAGAGGUAUAAAAGACAGAAAAGGAGUCAGGAGCUGGAGGAAUAUCUGAAGACCUUUUUAGACAAUGAGGUCAAACUGCUGUGGCCAAAGGGGUGGAUGCAAUCCAGGGUGCUGAUCAAGGAGAGCAGGGAGAUGUUGAGCCUCUUUGCACCAUUACCAGUGAAAAGGGUCCGGCCUGAGAAGAAGCAGCCGCCUCUCGCUACUUCGGAUAACUUCAGCGUCCUCCAGGAGUCUCCCCUGCCUCACGACUCAGACGAUGUCAUUAUCGUGAGUUCAAAUCUCUCCACUCCAGUUUCCCUUAGUUCUGAGAAUAAGGUGGAGGGUCAAACAGGAAGGGUUUCAGUGGAUUCUGCCUCCUCUACACCUGCUGACAAAACCCCGAUAAACAUCAGAUCUGCUCAGACUCAGUCCCUCCUGGAGCUCCUCGCAGAGCAGGCGCUGGCUCGUGUGCAGCCGAUCCCCCCGGACCUCCUGGCAACAGCCGUGGCUAAAUACAAGUGUUCAGUCCAGCACUGGAGCCUGGGGUUGGACACCAGAAGUCCUCCGUUCCCUCCUCCGCCCCCCCAGUCCAGCCUGGUGGGUUUCCCGUUGUGUCGAGUCGUUGUGCCGAAGCAGGUCAGAGACGUUGCCCAGCUCUCUCGUGCUGGACACGUGCAGAUCAUCUCCGACGACGACGACGUUAUUGUACAAUGACAACUCCCGGUGCAGAUUUACACACGGUGGGAGCCGUUUCUUGACUGGACACAUGUUGAGAUUAUCACAAACACAGGAGUUACGACACCAAAAUCAGCUGUGCAAAUUAGAUGCUCAUCAAAAGUCAAUUAGCUAAUGAAUAUGAUUUUUUUUUUGUCUACAGCUACAAGUUGAGAUUUUUUUUUGCAUUUCAUCUGAGUUGGGAAGUAACCAAAGAAAUGCUAGUUUUGUUUUACCUAUGAAAGGAGAAAUGGCACUUCUACCAAUAAGAAAGGAACAGACUGUUUCUGAUAACACCUUGUGAUGAAUUGUGCAAUGACCCUUUAAUCAACUUGUAUUUGAGAGGCUUUGUUUAUAAUGUAUGAUUUGAUUUGAAUGAAUAAAUAAUAAAAAA